GCGACGUAACCAAGUAGGAUGAGCGAAAGGUGCAGCGACUGAACCGAAGAACUCCCGUUGUUCGUGUUUGUUUGUUUGUUUGUUUAUUGCGCGUUAUUGUUUGUUUUUCCAUUUUGUUUCCAUUCUGCGUGCUUAAUAUAACGUAAGCAAAUGAAGGAGACAUGGUUACAUUUUCGCCAUGGCAACCGUCGGUAAAGCGUCACGUGAAGGAGCCGUUGUUGUUUUGUUUUUUUUCCUCCGCUGUAAUCCUGUACGCUGCGGGGUUUAAAUUUUAACGCCAGCGCUCGCGCGCGUCCUCCCGUGCCGUUGAGAAGCUUGAGUACCGACUGACCCGUUUGACCGAGCUCGGUCCGGUUCCGGCCCGGAAAUGGAGGCGGUUAUGGAGAGAGAGUGCAGCGCGCUCGGAGGACUUUUCCAAACAGUCAUCACCGACAUGAAGGGCAGCUACCCAGUGUGGGAGGAUUUCAUCAGCAAGGCCGGGAAGUUGCAAGCGCAGCUCAGGGCUACGGUUGUGGCAGUCGCUGCUUUCCUCGAUGCCUUUCAGAAGGUCGCGGAUUUGGCGACUGGAAGCAGAGGUGCAACCCGGGACAUCGGUUCCGCUCUGACCCGGAUGUGUAUGAGACACCGCAGCAUAGAAGCCAAACUCAGACAGUUUUCAAUGGUGUUUGUCGACUCACUGAUUAACCCGCUGCAAGAGCAGAUGGAGGAGUGGAAGAGAGUCGCCAACACUAUGGAUAAGGACCAUGCCAAAGAAUACAAACGAGCACGACAAGAGAUCAAGAAGAAAUCAUCAGACACGCUCAAACUGCAAAAGAAAGCAAAGAAAGGGCGUGGUGAUCUCCAGCCGCAGGUGGACAGCGCCCUGCAGGGGGUGAGUGAUAAAUACGCAUCGCUGCAGGAGACGGAACGACAGGCGGUGAGGAAGGCUCUGAUCGAAGAGCGAGCUCGAUUCUGCACCUUCGUCUCCAUGCUCAGACCCGCCAUAGAGGAGGAAGUGUGUAUGUUGGGUGAGAUCACGCACCUGCAGUCGAUCUCUGAUGAUCUGAGGUCUUUGACUAUGGACCCUCACAAGCUGCCUCCUUCCAGCGAGCAGGUAAUCGCUGAUCUGAAGGGCUCCGAGUGCAGCUGGUCCUAUCAGACUCCGCCCUCCUCCCCCAGCACCACCUCCAGGAAGUCCAGCAUGUGCAGCAGCCUGAACAGCGUGAACAGCAGCGACUCUCGUUCGAGCAGCUCUCACUCUCACUCUCCCACGUCACAUUUCCGUUACCGCGGCUCCGCCCUCCCUCAGCAAGGCUCCGUCCGUCUUCCCAGUGUCUCCUCCCACGACUCGGGCUUCACCUCUCAGGACACCUGUCAGUCAAAGAGCCCCUCCCCAAUGCCUCCAGAAGGGGGCGUACAGUGCUCUGACUCGUCCUGCCCUGAUGAGUCAGCUCAGCCAAUCACAGACAGCUCCACUCCCACAUUACCUGACUCCAACACCAACACUGAAGACAAGCUGGUAAACGGCAGCACGUCACAGUUUAAUUCAGCGGACCCUUCCCUCUUCAUCCUUCCAUCAUCUCCACCUCCCUCCUCACAUCCACCCGGUUCCGUGUGGGCGUGGCCUCAGACCCCCGGCCCCGCCCCAGGGGAGGAUCUCGAGCCGUGUUUUCCUCUAAGCCCCGGCUCCUUCCCGCCCUCAUAUAGAGUUCCCAGCUGGAAGGACUGGGCCCGGCCGGGUCCGUAUGACCAGCCGAUGGUGAACACCCUGCGCAGGGUGAAGGAGAGAGCGAGGGAGAACAGUGAACAGUGCAGCGGCUCCAGAGACGAAGCUCACAAAUCCAGCCCCAACUCCAGCACUCACAGUAAACCCAGGGACGAAGCUCACGAGGAGCUGGCCGUGUGUCUGUCUCGUGGUCUGUCGCUGGAUAUACCGCGCAGCAGCCGGGAAUCCGUCCAGGGAUCCAGCGGCUACAGCACACAGACCAACACACCCUGCUGCAGCGAGGACACCUACAUAUUUGAUUACGAGUGCUUGCCAGGGGGCGGAGACCACGACAGCGAGUCGCAGGACUGCGAAGGGCCCGUCUCGUCCCUCCAGCACACAGACAUCACCCAGUCGUACCGGAGGACUUUGCCAGUCAAGCGGCCUUCCCCCUGUGGGCCGGUCAGCAUCACACCGGGUGUGGCUACCAUCCGGCGUGCGCCCACUUCGAAGCCAAGCCUGUGGCGCGGGCCGAGCGUCCACGGCCCGAUCCCGAUCAAAACACCCGUCAUUCCUGUCAAGACCCCCACCGUGCCCCCGGCACUAUUCGGAGAGGACGCGGACAAAUCCAGCGACCCCUCGCCAUCACCCACACAGCUGACGCCCGACCCCAUCGGCCAAUCGGAAGCUCCGGUGGAGCGGAUUGAGACGGGGCCCGACGAGCAGGAGGGCGGCGUGCUGACGUCUAUUCGCCGAGGAGUGAGCUUUAAAAAAGCCACGACCAACGACAGAUCCGCUCCGGUGCUGGAAUAAGGAGCGCCGUCGAGCGGCCUCGACCAAUCAGAACUCGCCGAAGUCGGGGAGAUCUUUAGUGCUUUUUAACAGUGCUAACGUCGUCACGUAUAGGAUGGGUAAAGUAGUACGUAUGUUUCCCCAGUGAUUCAGUAUAUCCAUAAACAAUAACGCAUAAAGACGAGAUGUUAUAAACGUUAUACCGUCGUAAUACGUAUGUUACACAGCAGUGACAUUUAGUGGCUUUGUACAUACUACUAAGACCCAGACUAUCCAGUGUAAAGUGUCUGACUGUUGAUUGUAUUUCUAGAUCUUUCUCCGCUACCAGCCCAUCCUUCUGUAGGUGCCAAAACUUUGUGCCUCGUACUGUAUUUUCUUUAAUCUUAACUCGAGUCAGGAAUCGCAGAACCGCAAUCAGAGCUGCUCCGGAUGUGGAGAGCGUGCGUGUGGGUUGUUGUUUCGUUUCUUUGUUUGUUUGUUUACCUCGUGUCAGAUGUGUAGGGUUCGAAAGCCUCGCAUACUGAAGCAGUUCCUGAUGAAGUCUCUUUCAUUUAAAUUUUUUAAAAUUAUUAUUUAGGUGGGGAGCGGGGGGGGUGGGACAAAUAACUGUCUCUGAAACGGCGUACGCCUCUCAGCUGAUGCAUGGCAUCCUGUCCGUCACACGCCGGUCUAGCCGAGCUGUAGUGCGUGCAUCGAUCCCAGUGAAAUCAGCAGGAAGAGUCGUGCGUUUAACAGAAACCCGAACGUUGUGCUCGUGCAUGCAGCCCACACAUCACACACCUCGGGAGCAGACGCAGAGUCUAAUCUCUGUCUUUUAUAUCAGAUCUUUCAUUUUCAACCAGUCUAAAUCAACUUACGUCAACUCUCAGACAGCUAGCUUUUAACUCCCGGAAUGAUGUCAUCACUGUAACCCCAAGCCUGAGUAACCGGACUAAGAUUUCACAAACAGAAUGAUGCAACUUAUUUGUAAUCCUUAAACUACAGAAUAACGCACACAGUGUCAUGCCGUUACCAUGUUUUCUAAUUACAGCACAUCUCAAAGUGUUUUAUUACUUUCACACCACAGCAGCAAGUUUAAUACUUAAUAAGUUAAACAAUAAAAAAAAAAAAAUCAGUUUGUGUCAUUAAUUACAUUAUAGCCACUUUUCUUUUUUUCUCUCUCUCUCUUAGUUUAGUUUUAUAAAUCCUGGAAAGUUUCAGCUUUCACACUGGAGACUUGUUUCUGUAAAUUAUAAAUGAAGAUCAACUUAUAGAAAACUUCACCGCGUCAAUAAGUGCACUUUGAUUUAGUCUGUUCAACACGAACCGCGUGAUCCCUGCAGAAACUGUUACUAUAGAAACAGUGACGCGUUAGAACCUGAGCAGCUGUAAAGAAUCGGAUCAGAACCAGUCAGGUUAGAGAAUUUUACAGCAUUACGGGAUAGUUGCAUUUCACGUGGACAGGAAGUCAAACUUCCUGUUUUUGGCGUCUGAUGAUUGGACUAAAGCUGCGGGAUUUUCGAUUGCACAGAACGACAGUAACACAGUUAUAAGAGUUUAAAACUCCCUUUAUUUCUCGAUAUAAUCCCCUGCUACACUAAUGCACUUAUCCCAGCGUCUCACUAGCACCAUCAAGGUAGAAACAUUUCUUAGAGCGUCUGAAACACUGGCCUCCCAGGAACUCCUUUAAUGGCUUUCCAAACAUGAAGAAAUAGCUUGGGGCCGGUACCCAUCACCGUACUCUGCUUGAAUAUCGGUUUUACACUUUUUUAUUUUCUAGAAUUCUUAUCACGUCCCAGGUUUGAGCUCGAACUAAAUCAUCAUUAUCAUCUUCUAACAUGAACAGAAACACGGGAGGUCAUUGAGACAUGAGAUUAAGCUCGACUGUGGGGUUUAAAUCAGGAAUGUGAAGAUUUAGUGUGCAUAAAUGGAAGAGACUGAGGUAGUGGUUUGCGGUGAAUCGAGCUUUUAGAAAUAAUCCCUAACAACAAUGAGAAGUUUCACAGUGGUGUAACUGUGUGUCAGAUUCAGCACCACAGUAACACAAAGUCUCUUCAGUGACACGUCAUCUCCCGUCAUCUCUCUCUCUCUCUGACCAUGUUAAAAUCUUUUCAUUCAGGAAACUUGCUUUUACCUCAACAUUAACCAUCAAAGUUUUUUUUUUUUUUUUUU
Molecule: messenger RNA, 4627 nt
Organism: Clarias gariepinus (North African catfish)
Lineage: Eukaryota; Metazoa; Chordata; Actinopteri; Siluriformes; Clariidae
Product: protein MTSS 1-like
Exons: 15
Coding region: 368-2497 (709 amino acids)
Biological process (GO): positive regulation of actin filament bundle assembly; plasma membrane organization; adherens junction maintenance
Cellular component (GO): actin cytoskeleton; cytoplasmic side of plasma membrane
Molecular function (GO): phospholipid binding; actin binding
Source: RefSeq, a predicted model, not a curated record